This is a messenger RNA of Diceros bicornis minor, 1943 nucleotides long. RefSeq names its product FKBP prolyl isomerase like (gene FKBPL). Bases 420 to 1469 code for a protein of 349 amino acids. The transcript is spliced from 2 exons. The record is from RefSeq and is a predicted model, not a curated record. Gene Ontology annotation, molecular function: protein binding. Lineage: Eukaryota; Metazoa; Chordata; Mammalia; Perissodactyla; Rhinocerotidae.
ACCCGGCCGGCCCGACCUCGCCUACUUCAGUUCGAUUCUGCCCAGUUCGGUUGCUAAGGCCUGGAGCUUCCUGGUUGAGGAGGGAAAUGACGUCACGUCCAAAGGCGGGCUAACCAGACUCCUUCCUUCUCCCGAUUGGCUGUCAGGAAUUUGACUAGAUUCUAUGUCGCGCGGUUUCCAGUGUUAGCUGUCAGUGUCUCUGCCCCGCUGCCCUGGCCCCCCGGCUGUCGUCUCCGCUUGGGGCAGGACUCCGAGGACAGUACUCAGUAAGCACUUAGCUUCGGGAGGAGAGGUGAUUCGAAUGGUCCGGCUGUUGCCAUCAGUCUAGGCGCUGCGGCUGCCCAGGUGCUGACCUGAACCUGGUCCAUCCCUUUCCGACCAAAACUGUUCACCCACGGUGGAAGGGAACAGGCAGCCAUAUGGAGACACCACCAGUCAAUUCAGUGGGAGAGAAGGACACCUCUCAACAGCAACAACAAUGGGAAAAGAACUCCCGGGAGAACUUGGAUUCCACUACUCAGAUUAGGCAGCGGCCCCGAGACUCUCCCACUGAAAGCCUUGAGCUGACAGUGAGCCCUGAUCCAGCCAGCCAAAUUCUAGAGAAUCCUCAGGGGACUGAGAAACUGGCCUCUGGACUUGAAGGAGACUCUGAUAAGUCUCAUGGAUCAGCCGGUGAGAGGCUAGAGCCCCUUCAAGCUUCUGAUCUCUGGUACUGUCCCGAUGGGAGCUUUGUCAAGAAGAUCAUAAUCCGUGGCCAUGGCUUGGACAAACCCAAGCUGGGCUCCCGCUGCCGGGUACUGGCUUUUGGGUUUCCUUUUGGGUCGGGGCUGCCAGAGGGCUGGACAGAGCUAACUAUGGGAUUAGGCUCAUGGAGGGAGGAAACUUGGGGGGAGCUCGUAGAGAAAUGCUUGGAGUUCAUGUGUCAAGGCGAGGAGGCAGAGCUUCAGCUUCCUGGGCACUCGGGACCUCCUGUCAGGCUCACACUUGUCUCCUUCACUCAGGGCCGGGACUCCUGGGAGCUGGACGCCAGCGAGAAGGAGGCCCUGGCCAGGGAAGAACGUGCAAGGGGCACAGAAUUAUUUCGAGCUGGGAACCCUGAAGGGGCUGCCCGAUGCUAUGGACGGGCUCUUCGGCUGCUGCUGACUUUACCCCCACCUGGCUCUCCAGAACGAACUGUCCUUCAUGCCAACCUGGCUGCCUGUCAGUUGCUGCUAGGGCAGCCCCAGUUGGCAACCCAGAGCUGUAACCGCGUGCUGGAGCGAGAGCCUGGCCAUUUAAAGGCCUUGUAUCGAAGGGGAGUUGCCCAGGCUGCCCUUGGGAACCUGGAAAAAGCAACUGCUGACCUUAGGAAGGUGCUGGCUGUAGACCCAAAAAACCGGGCUGCCCAGGAGGAGCUGGGAAAGGUGAUCAUUCAGGGGAAGAAACAGGAUGCAGGGCUGGCUCAGGGUCUGCGCAAGAUGUUCUGCUGAUUAAAAGUUAAACCUUGAAAAAGACAAGAACCUGUGAAUUGUGGUCUAUGCUGUGAGAUUUUUGAGGGGCCCAGAGGGAGGUUUCAGCCCUUAUCCCAGUCCCAGCUUUUGCCUUCCUAAGGGAGGUAACAAUGGUCUCAGUGCGCCUCUUUCUCUUUUUUACCUUUAAGAAGCCAUAUGGUCACGUGUGCUACGUUUUAUGGGGCUUAUCCAACUCCGAAGAUGAAUAGAAGCCGUCUAAACUUCUAAAUUUAGGACUGGUCGGGGGAGAUGGCGGACCUUUAAAUCCUGGGAACUACGUUUCCCAGGGUCUGUCUCGCUUGGUCCUGUUUGGCGCAUGCGCAAACUUUACAGCCCGGUGCUGUGGAAGUGUCGUCUUCCUUCUGCUGUGCUCCCAUUGGCCAGGCCUCUACACCCGCCUCUUCUAUUGAUUCAUGUGCUCAGCACCCAGGUCUCUUACUGGUCGGUAGAGCU